AUGACGAAAACCAUGGCGUCAGAAAUCAAAUUUACUCAAGAUACGAUGAAACAAUUCAAUGUAGCAAAAUCGUUCAAUGUGAAUAAAGAUCGUAUAAAUGCAAUGAAUUUUUCACUUGACGGCGAAACCUUGAUUUCAUCGAGUGACGAUGAUUCCAUUGUGAUUUACGAUUGUAAAGAAGGAGAAACAAAACGAACAUUAUUCAGUAAAAAGUAUGGAGUUGAUCUUAUUCAUUUCAUCCAUGGAACUGAACAAGUGCUACAUGGCUCGACCAAGGUCGAUGAUUCCGUUCGAUUACUACAAUUGGAAGGAAACAAAUAUAUUCGAUACUAUUCAGGACAUACGAAACGUGUCGUGAGCUUGAGUAUUUGUCCAACAGAAGAAACAUUUCUCACAUCUUCAAUCGAUAAUACAUUACGUCUUUGGGAUGUACGAAUUCCAACUUCACAAGGCCUUCUCAACAUGCAAACAGCAGCUGGACCGCAUAGCCGUCCUGUAGCGAAUUUCGAUCCUGAAGGCGUAGUCUUCGCAGUCGGUAUUCAAUCGUCUCAGAUAAAACUCUACGAUAUUCGUCAUUUUGAUAAAGGACCAUUCACGACAUUCCGACCAUUGGAAAUGAUGGAUAAUAAUGACAAAACAACGACAGACUCCACUCUUCCAACUGAACAAUGGACACAUUUGAAAUUUAGUCCAGAUGGAAAGAUGAUUUCAAUUGCCACCAAUGGUACUAACUUACAUUUGAUUGAAGCUUUUCAAGGUUUACCUAUACAUAAGUUUACUAAUAUUGUAAAUGAUCGACACGAACCGUUGCAGUGCUGUUUUAGUCCUGAUUCAAGCUAUAUUUUAUGCGGUUCGGGUGAUAACCGUAUCCUAAUCCACAAAGCAGAAAGUGGCGAAAAAGUUAUUGAGAAACAAACGGAACAUACUGGUGCUAUCCAAUGUAUUCAAUUCAAUCCUGCUUUUCUCAUGUUUGCGACAGCUCAUACAAACAUGUUAUUUUGGCUACCUAUGAUCGAUUCGCAACCAACAGACGAUACACCAUCGUAA
Molecule: messenger RNA, 1047 nt
Organism: Adineta ricciae
Lineage: Eukaryota; Metazoa; Rotifera; Eurotatoria; Adinetida; Adinetidae
Source: the annotation of a GenBank genome assembly